UUAUUAAUCAAAUCAGAAAUGAGAUCUUUGCUCAAAUAUUCGUAUAAGUCAAAUAUUUCUUCACGAUGCAAUAAUAUAAUUUACGCUCUGUAAUAUAAAUAUCAAUAAUAUUCACCACAAGUAAAGCAAGUGUUUUUAACACGUUUCGUCCAAAUUAGGUUAGUUUCCUGGAAGUAUGUAACAGUUGUGUUCACGCACGCGUUGUAUAUUUGUUUCUAUUAAUAAUGUCUUUAUUCGACGACAAUAAUUCGGAUUCCGAUGGAGAAUUAAAAAUAAAUACGCAAUAUGCCAGCAUUUACGAUAACUUUCGUCAAAAGGAGGAAUUACAUAAAUUAAAGGCAAGAUAUGGAGAGGAUGCUGCAGCUUCAGAUGAAUCCAGUGACAGCAGUUUAUCGGAAGAUGAUGAAAAUAUCCAUAAUCCACAAUUUGAUAAAGAGUUUCUUAUAACUUUGGCUUGUUUGAAAAGUGAAGAUCCACGUAUAUAUGAUGAAAAAGUUAAGUUCUUUAGUGAUAACAUCAAACCUGGAACAUCAGAAGAUACUGAAGCAAAUGAACAGAAGAAAAAGAAAUCGACGAAAGAGAAGGCUCUUUAUUUACGUGAUUAUGAACGUAAGAUUAUAACGGAAAGAGAUGGACGAUUUAGUAGCAGCGAAGAUGAAGAUGAUGCAGGACAAAAAGCCAAAUCUAAAAUACAUACUUAUUCAGAGGAACAAAAACAAUUAAAAGAUAGUUUUAAACAUGUUUUAAAAGAUGAAAAUGAAGAUGAAGACACUGAGUUUCUUAAAAUAAAACAAAAAACUGAUGCUGAAAAACAUAAGGAAGAAGAGUCAUAUAAGGAAUGGUUGAAAGGUCAAAAGGUGAAAAUAGAUCCCAAGGAUGAAGAAAUGCUUAAAUCAUUACGUGAAUUUUGGACAGAUCCUAAUUUAGAUUCAAAUGAGAAGUUCUUAAGAGAUUAUAUUCUAAAUAAUAAGUACAUGAAUAAAGAGUCUUAUGAUACAGACUUAGAAUAUAAUCAGAUGAUUCAUGAUAGCGAUGAGAAUUUGUCAGAAGAUGAAAAAACUAUUCAGAAGCAAGAGGAAUUUGAACACAAAUAUAAUUUCAGAUUUGAAGAACCAGAUCAAGAAUUUAUUAAAAGGUAUCCACGAACAAUGGAACAUUCCAUGCGAAAGAAAGAUACACGCCGAGCACAGAAAAGGGCCGAAGUUAGACAAAGAAAAGAAGAAGUAAAGCAACGACAGAAAGAAGAAGUCAAACAAUUGAAAGCAUUGAAAAGAAAAGAAAUAGAAGAAAAGAUAGACAAGUUAAAAGAAAUCACAGGAGAUAGUGAUAUACAUUUCGACAAUGCAUUUGAUUUUGAUGCCGAUUUUGAUCCAAGUGAACAUGACAAAAAGAUGAAAGAACUUUUCAAUGACGAAUAUUAUGCUGGUGGUGAAGACGAGAACCAGAAGCCAGAAUUUCCAGAGAUCGACGAUGAGUUGGAUAUUGAACCUACAUGGGACAAAUAUGACCCAACAACAGAAAAAGUUGACAUGGAAGCUACAUCGUAUGAAGAAUCUCAUUGUGAAGAUCCAGAUUUUAAUAUGGAUGCUGAUUACAAUGAAUCCCGAGAUUUACAAUCCGAACUCAUUGAAAAUACGAAGAAAAGAAAACGAAGGAGGCGCUCUAAAUUCGCUGAACUUAUUGCAAAGGAGAAACCAAAAUUUGAUCCAAAACAAUUUCCUUCUUACAAAGAAUAUUAUGAUCAAUAUUACUCAUUGGAUUAUGAGGAUAUGAUUGGAGAUUUGCCUUGUAGAUUUAAAUACAGGAAAGUUGUGCCAAAUGAUUAUGGAUUAAGCAUUGAAGAAAUUUUAAUGGCUGAUGACAAAGAAUUGAACAAAUGGUGCCCUUUGAGAAAAGCUCUUAAGCAUAAACCAGAUUAUGUAGAAGAAAAUGAUGUCCGAAUGUAUAAACAAAAGGCUGCAAAUGAAGCAAAUAAACAAAAAACUUUUAAAAGUUUAUAUAUGAAUCCUCAAGAAAAAGAAGAAACUGCCACUGAGCAAACUAACACUAGCAGUAAGAAGCGCAGGCGAAAGAAGAAAAUUGAAAUUAAUAAUCCUAAUGUGAAAUUGAUUAAUAAUGAUACCAUUCCUAAGAAAAAGAUUAUGAAUAUUACAGAAAAUAAUAUGCAGAAUAAUUCUCAUGCUAACAAAAAUGAUGAAAAGGAUGAGCAAAAGAAAAAUGUAGUGGAUAAGAAUGAAAAACGAAAAAACAAAUUAAGAGCCGAUGAUGAUACACCUAGUCUUAAAAAAAUGAAGCUAGAUAAAGUGAAAAAGGAAGAUUCACAGAUAGAAACGGAUAACUUUGUUAAGGCAAAAAAUAACGGCAAGAAAACAUCCUUUUCUAUGGAGAAAUCUACAACUUCUCAGAAGAAGAAUAAGUUUAAUAAAACGAAGACCGGUAAACGCAAAUCAGAUAACGACGAUCCAGUGAUGUCCUUGGAAGCAGAAAGAUUAAAGACAUAUGGAAUAAGUGCUAAGAAGUUUAAAAAUAAGCUGAAAUACGGUAAUAAAAAAUUUUGACCCUCUGUA
Nylanderia fulva is the source of this 2567-nucleotide messenger RNA. Its product is annotated as protein KRI1 homolog. Gene Ontology annotation, cellular component: 90S preribosome; nucleolus. Gene Ontology annotation, biological process: endonucleolytic cleavage in ITS1 to separate SSU-rRNA from 5.8S rRNA and LSU-rRNA from tricistronic rRNA transcript (SSU-rRNA, 5.8S rRNA, LSU-rRNA). Lineage: Eukaryota; Metazoa; Arthropoda; Insecta; Hymenoptera; Formicidae. The record is from RefSeq and is a predicted model, not a curated record.